AACGGCCGCUCCCCCAACCCCCAUCCCCGCCGCGGCGGUGGCAGCGGUAGCGGCUUCCUCGUCCCCUCUGGCUCCUCGGUUGAGCGGCGACCCUCAAGGGGGUACAUCCCUGCGAAAGACGUGUGUCUACGAAGUCAGACGGGAAGGGGAAGGCAUUAGCAGGCACACACACUGAAUGUAAAUUUGAAGUAAGAAGAGUUAAUGUAACAAAGUGCCAAAGCUACUAGAAGAUGGCAGAAGAAGUGGUGGUGGUAGCCAAAUUUGAUUAUGUGGCCCAGCAGGAGCAAGAGCUUGACAUAAAGAAGAAUGAAAGACUUUGGCUACUGGAUGAUUCCAAGUCCUGGUGGAGAGUUCGAAAUUCUAUGAACAGAACUGGUUUUGUGCCUUCUAACUAUGUUGAAAGGAAAAACAGUGCUAGGAAAGCUUCUAUUGUAAAAAACCUAAAGGAUACUUUAGGUAUUGGAAAAGUGAAAAGGAAACCCAGUGUGCCAGAUUCUGCAUCUCCUGCUGAUGACAGUUUUGUUGACCCUGGAGAACGUCUCUAUGACCUCAACAUGCCUGCUUAUGUGAAAUUUAAUUACAUGGCAGAGAGGGAGGAUGAACUAUCUUUGACAAAAGGGACAAAGGUGGUUGUCAUGGAGAAAUGCAGCGAUGGUUGGUGGCGGGGGAGCUAUAAUGGACAGGUUGGAUGGUUUCCUUCAAACUAUGUGACUGAAGAAAGCGACAGUCCUUUGGGUGACCAUAUGGGCUCCUUAUCAGAGAAAUUAGCAGCAGUUGUCAACAAUUUAAAUAGUGGACAGGUGUUACAUGUGGUCCAAGCUCUCUACCCCUUCAGCUCCUCCAAUGAUGAAGAGCUAAAUUUUGAGAAAGGAGAAGUGAUGGAUGUUAUUGAAAAACCUGAAAAUGACCCUGAGUGGUGGAAAUGUCGGAAGAUUAAUGGGCAGGUGGGCCUGGUGCCAAAGAACUAUGUUACUGUCAUGCAUAAUAGUCAUCUAACCUCAGGAUUGGAACCAUCACCUCCACAGUGUGAUUACAUUGGUCCAGCAGUCACCGGCAGAUUUGCUGGCAACCCGUGGUAUUAUGGGAAAGUCACUAGACAUCAGGCAGAAAUGGCAUUGAAUGAAAGAGGGAAUGAAGGGGACUUCCUCAUUCGAGAUAGUGAAUCUUCACCAAAUGAUUUCUCAGUAUCUUUGAAAGCACAAGGGAAAAACAAGCAUUUUAAAGUCCAGUUGAAAGACACUGUUUACUGCAUUGGACAGCGUAAAUUCAGCACCAUGGAAGAACUUGUAGAACAUUAUAAAAAAGCACCAAUUUUUACAAGUGAACAAGGAGAAAAAUUAUAUCUCAUCAAGCAUUUAUCAUGAUAGAAAGAUGACCAGAAUAACUGCCGCAAAUUUCAAAUUAGAAAUAUAAUUGAAGACUAAGAAGAUGUUGGUCCAAUCGUGCCAGACCGGAAGUUGAUGUUUUUAACUCUAUAUGAAAUUGACUAUAAUACAUAUGUAUUUUUAUUAUAACAUAGCAAUGCACAUAUAUGCCAUUUUAUGUAAAAAAAAAAAACUUUGUAAAGCAAUUGCUUCCAUCUUUUGAUUUUCAGCUUUAUUGUUGCUUUUCCUUUUUCUUGUUUCCAGUAAUAAGUUCUAUAUUUUUACAUCAUCAGUUUAGUGAAAGACAGACAUCUUUAAAUUAUAGACAUUCUAAAUUACUUAUCCUUUAUUUUUCUAGUAGGGUUACCAUAUUAGGCAAUUGCUUUUGUUACACUGUCUCUUGAAGUAUAAAAAUAUUGUGUCCCUAUAAUCAAAUAUUCUAAAAUAAAUUUCCCUGGAAAUAUUAAUCUUUUUUUAUGUAGGACUGAAGAACAAUAAUCACUGGAAAAGAUUAGAGAUGGUUUCCAGGUGCCAUUUUUCUUCUAAGCCAUUGUAAAUACCAAAUAAGCCUGUCUGUCAUAAUUUUACGAAAUUCAUUCACUGCCUGUGUUUCAUGUAAAACAUGAAGGUUGGAAGAAAUUCUGUGGAGUUUUUAAGCUAUUGAGGGGGCAGGGGAAAUACCCUAAAGAACUGAAUUGGCCUUUUCUGAUUAUUCUCCAUCUGUUACUUGUGUGAAAACAAAGCAAUCUCUGUGAGAUACAUUUAGCUUUUAAAAUGAGAAAUGAACUCUAUAGUGUCAUUUUUUCCAAAGGAUUUUCAGGAUGUAGUCUGUGCCAACAAAAAAUAAGAAAUGGCAAAGUUUUGGGGAAAAGACUAAACUGUAAGAUACUUGACUUUUUCCUAGGCAACAUCAACAGUUAUUAGAAAUGCUUUUUUAAAAAAAAAUAUGUCCUACUCUCUGCUUUCUAGUUUUGAUAGGAGACAGUCAGGACUUGUUGACCUGAACACUAAAUUUAGUGUUUUGUUCCCAAAUAUGCCUUACUUUGAAGAAUUUGUGAACUGGUCUUGCUUUUCUGUGGGAGAAACAGGACUUAUUCAUCGAGUUAUGUGUUUUAUUUCAAAGUCUAUUUUUGUAGAUGCUCUUAAUUGUAGAUUUGGUUUUUUUUUUCUAACCAAGUAUGUUGGUUUCUAAUAUGAGACAUGACUAUAGUAAUUAGACUAAUUCUGUGUGCCUCAUGGGAAAGUUGGUAUCAUUACUUCAUAGUUGCACCUUGUUGAGUAUUUUGUUUCACUCACAAAUUGAAACCUGAAGAUUUAAGCUAGACAGUCAACUGAAAAUGCUUAUUAAAAAUUAAUUUCGGAUGUUUAUUAAAGCUACUUCACUUAGUAAAUGGUGGAAAAUCAGUAAAAAUAUGAAUAAUGACCAAUAUUCUGUGGAAUUUUAAAGUUAGAAUGAUCCUUUUGGUUUUUUAAACAAGAAUUCUUCAGUGUUCCUUAAAUAUGUGAACUGUUUAUCUUUUUGUGUCUCUACAUGUUAUUUACAGACUCUUAAUGAACCAAAAGAACUUUUAAAAAUUGAAAUCUGUAAAUUUAAUUCAGUUUUGAAAAACAUAAUUAUCUUAAACAUGAUUUUGUCUUAAAGUUAUUUAUUACUUUAGUAUUGCCACUGGGUGGCAGUCCUGGCUUCAGAAACUUUGCUAAUCUACCAUAAAAUGGUAGAACUUUCCAGAUGUUAUGAAGGCAGUGCUAUUAAGGUGAUUGGCAUUAUUCCUCUUCUGCUUUUGUAGCUUAGUUAAUAUUAAUCUUUCUAACUCAGUGACCCUUUGUUUAUAAAAGUUAAUUGUUGUUAGAGAACUUUAAUAGCAAUAAAUGUGAUGUAUGCUUA
Molecule: messenger RNA, 3249 nt
Organism: Vombatus ursinus (common wombat)
Lineage: Eukaryota; Metazoa; Chordata; Mammalia; Diprotodontia; Vombatidae
Gene: NCK1
Product: NCK adaptor protein 1
Exons: 6
Coding region: 231-1364 (377 amino acids)
Biological process (GO): negative regulation of endoplasmic reticulum stress-induced eIF2 alpha phosphorylation; positive regulation of endoplasmic reticulum stress-induced intrinsic apoptotic signaling pathway; negative regulation of PERK-mediated unfolded protein response
Molecular function (GO): ephrin receptor binding
Source: RefSeq, a predicted model, not a curated record